GGAUUCUGGGAUGCCAGGCUUGACGCUUGAUGUGUGAAACCCAGACAUUGCACUGCGUAGCGGUUUGUUAUUCUAACCUGUGGACCCCUCAGUACACAAUGAGGUGGUCAAAUAUAUGGAGCUCCUCAUUUACGUUUACUCAUUGAACAAUAGGCAAUUAUUUAUAUAUAAUUCUAAAUUAAACCAGUGUUAAUUGAGUUCCAGUCGGUAGCUGCGUCAGCAUGCAUAAGCGGCAGAGGAACAAGUAAAGGUUUAUUUCAUGCUGAAAAGAGAAGAAAAGAAACACUGUGGGGCCUUCUGUGCCCUGCGAGAGACUGGCAUCCUGUCCAGGGUGUACCCUGCCCUGCCUUGUGCUCGUUGCCUGCUGGGAUAGGCUCUGGCUCCCCGGGGACCCUGGUUCGGAAGAACCGAUUGGAAAAUGGGUGGACGGAUCUAGCCGUUUACGCCCAUGUGCUGUGCUGGGUUGAGUUGAAAAGUCCCGUGUUUGAUGGGCCCCAGCCUGUUGGUGAUCGUCGCAUGCGGCUCUCAUACAUGCAGCGUACGUGAGCGACCAGAUGGUGGCAGUGUGCCGAGUUUAAGCCAUGAUAACCCUCUUUUUACGGCGUGCUUUUCACUGAGGUACCUCACGUCUCGAACAUGCGGAAAGUCCAGCUCGGCGACAGGCAGACAGGAGGAAAGAAUGCAUCCCUUCUAAAUCGCGCACGCACAGUAACACGCCAGCUCUGCGAAGAAGAACAAAAGACACAAUAUGUUUUUUAGUUGUGCUUUCUUCUUCAUUUUGGUACGCUUUUGAAAAGUAGCUCAAAAGUAAGUGUUUAUCUUCUCCCGGAGGGACUUUAAACACAAACAAACAAGGAAGCCCUGCAGCUGUUCUUGUGUAUUAAGACUCACAUUCCUUCUGCUAUUUUAAACACUGAAGGAAACAGCGCGGGUGGCUGUUAUUUCUGUGCGUUUCCUCGUUAAAGAGGCAGGUACUGUGCCACAGGCAGAGGCAGUUAGAGCUGCUCUGUAGAGAGACCAGUGCUUCCAAUCAGAGGUCAGAAAAUACUAGAAGUGAUGAACGACCAAGACCUAUCUGUGUGAGCACGAGGGUGAGAGAGUUUCCAAUACAAACAGGAGGUUUUAGACACCACAGGUUCUUCCUUUAAAUCGAUCCUGAUCUAUGAGGACCUGGCAAUCUGGCAUGAUCGGUGAUCGCCUCCACCUGUUAGUCCUGUGGUGCAGCUCAAGAGGGGGUCUUUGGAGCCUCUCCGGAGUGCAUGUUCAUGUUGAAAUGGUGUUGGAUACUGUAAGGCCGCACAAAGUAUUUCUGGCUUGUCUCGAUCGUGCUGCAUAACGGCCGGGUCUCCUCUACCCUGCCACUCGGACAUAGCCCUCCAGUUUCCUUGCUCGUGGAGUGUGCUCGGAGGAGAGCUGGAAGAACACCUUGUUUUGGUGGGAGGCAUGAGAGGAAUGCCUAGUGCUCAGAAGACCGCGUGAAACUCUGUUUUUCGGGGAAUGAAGAAAAGCCAGUUUAGCCUGCAGAACGUCCCUCCCUGGCUGCAGCCCUUACAGACUCCACAACAGCUCACGGAAAACAAGCCAACUCACAGCUGAAGCAGGAGGAUGUUGUAAAUGUGUGUUUCAGUCCUGAUGAAUUACCCUUUGCAUCUGACCGAGCCGUGCUGGUUGUUUAUAGGAGACACUGACGCUUUACAGACAAAUCGCCUGGAUCUGGACCCAAAACAGACGUAACCCUACCCUGCAAACGCAGAGAGGAAAUGGAAAAUCUCAUGAAAGCUGCUGCCAUCACACUGGCGAGGAAUUUUCAGCCAAAAGUGUGGUGCUUGUGAAAAUGUUGGGAUUUUUUUUCACCGUUUACCAAAAAAUCACGUUGACGGAACUUUUUUAGCCCUUUUUUUAGCACUAAAAUGCAGGAAGAAUACUGGGUUGUAGUGUAAAACCUAUAUCCGUGGACAUCUAAUCUCUAGUUUGACUUGUUAGAAUAUACCGCCGGUGUUCUUUCUGGGGCGCCACAUGUGGAGGUUCAGCCUUUUUGUGUGAACCGUAUUCGCGAAAGGGCCGUGGUGUAAGCAGUGGGAUUUUGUCAUCAUUGAUCUGGCCUGGCCCUCAGAGGUUACAUCACGCGGGCAUGCCUCUGGAUGGGAUGUGACAGGAGGGACAGUGAGCAACAAGAGUGGUAUGCGUGGCGCCGGUGAUUCUCUCCACCACGCCUGAGGUAGGAGCCAGGGCUGCGAGGAUCUGCCUGCCGCUAUGAUCCAAGAGGACCCUUUCUAUGGCUCGUGCGCCUUCCCGGUUUCCUCCCUCGGAGACGAACGCCACGAGUGGCAGAGAGGAGCUCAUGGCCAAGCCGCCUCCCAGCCGGCUGUUCAGGCAGGCGGUCAUCACGAGACCCAACGUGCAGCCAAGCCUUCUUCUGUCCAACCUGCGCUUGAGGUCCUCCAACCAGUUGAACCUCAGGGAUCCCAGCUGCUCCGAGAUGAGCCAAGAGCCCUGGGCCAGCCCUCGGGACCAGGCCGCCACAGACCGCACGCAGCCCCAGGGGCGCCCCGACAAGCUGUCCCUCAGCGACUUCUGGACAGAGGUGGAGAAUAUCCGGGAGGGCGGCAGCGACACCGAGCAGGACAGCGCCACGCGUGACUCCCGGCAGACCGAGGAGGGGGAGCAGGAGAAGGAGUGGCUGCAGGAUGCGGGGCUGUCCACCCUGAUCAGCGCGGACAGCGCGGACAGCGAGGGCGUGGACCAGGCGGUGCUGCUGUCCACCCUGACCCGCACGCAGGCCGCCGCCGUGCAGCGCCGCCUCGACACCUACACCUGCUCGCUGCGCAAGAGGAGCAAGCAGCCCCCGCGCGACGUCAGGGACGUGUUCGCCACGCCCAUCUCUCAGAAAUCCCUUCCAGAAACCCAGGAAUCCCUCUCAGAACUUCUGACCCCCGAGGAGAACAUGGAGAGUCUGGUCAAAACCCCUCCCGCAGGUGUCAGGAAGGAGUCACAGCGCAGAGCAGCGAGAGACGAGAUCUUCAUCACGGACGUCGCCUACUGCGAGCAGGCGGUCAUCAUGCUGAAACAGGCCAAGCUGCCCUGGAACAGCAACCUGCAGAAGAAAGACGAUGGCACUCUGCCUCAGAAAGUCGUCUGCCCGCGCUGCCGGCUCGGCGUGACCCACAUCCAGGACCUCUCGCCCCAGGACAUGAAGAAGGUGCGCCAGCUGGCCCUCAUCGACAUGACCGCGCUCUGCGACCUGCUGGAGCUCGACCUCAAGAGGCACAAGACCGGGAAGAGGAAGAUUCCAGAGAGCUGCCUGUUUGGGGUACCCCUUGCCACGCUGCUGGAGAAUGACCUGAGGAUCAAGCUGAAUAUCUCCAUCCCCCUCAUCCUCCAGGAGCUGCUGUCCUUCCUGGAGAGGAAGGGUCUGGAUUCGGAAGGAAUUCUGCGAGUGCCGGGGUCCCAGACCCGGAUAAAGGCCCUGCAGAAGAAGCUGGAGAGCACCUUCUACUCCCAGGAGUUCAGCUGGGAGGAGGUCAGCCCCAACGACGCCGCGGCCUUGCUCAAAAGGUUCAUCCGUGAGCUGCCUGCCCCCCUGCUGACCGCAGAGCACCUCAACACCUUUAUCGCUGUCCAGAAUAUCCCGGACCUGAAACAGAAGCUCCACGUCCUCAAUCUGCUCAUCGUGCUGCUGCCAGAGCCCAACAGGAGCACCCUGAAGGUGAGUGGGUCAGGCGUGCCGAAACGAAGCUUGCACUGGAACGCACGGUCUCGGAGAUACGAUUUAAUUCCACUCCGAGCGAUAUGUCGGGAAUUUCUUCAAACCAGGAUGACGAAAGAUAUAUACAGUAGCACAGCAUCUGGGCAAACAUCUGGGCUAACCCUUGGCUUUUCUCCUCAGAUCCCCAACUUCCUGAUGAGCCAGGUGAGGAAGCUGAACGAGAACAGCAGCAGGCGCUACCAGUUCUACGACAAGCGCAUCAGGAGCCUGCUGAGGAAGAUCCACACAGACAGCCGGGACAAACCGGACAAGAACUCCACCGAGCCCAGCCGGACGGUCAAGAUCCAGGUGGGGGAGGUGUUCAGCAGCUCCAUGGAGGUGUCCCUGAAUGUCGACUCCCGCGCGGCUGACCUGCUGGCCCAGUUCCACCACGACCUGCGCAGCUCCGACAAGGGCAGGAACCUUCUGCGGCGAAAUGGCUCCAUUGUCUACCCUGAUUGUGCCAUUUAUGAAGUGGGCGGCAAUAUUGGUGAGCACUGUUUGGAUCCAGAGGCCUACCUCCUAGACCUGUACAACACCAACCCGAGUGGAGAAUGGGUCAUCAGGCAAAAGCAAGGCUCCUCCAAGGGCCUCUGAACUAAAGGGGGGCAUGUGAAUGGACGAGAGGACUAUAACCUGGGUCCUGGAUACUGCUGAAACACGUUGAAGGGAGGCAUCCAGAAGAGAGAGGAGCAGCCCUCGCUCCGCUCCUGCAGGGACUCUCACAGAGGCUGCCUGAACUGCAAGCAGUGGAGCAUCCCAGGUCCCAGGCUGGAGAAGAGCACCAUUCCACGUAGACCAACUCCAGGGGCACACAGCCCCAGGUGCCAGCCGCCCUCGAAGAGAGAAGGCGGGGCUCAGCCGGGAACAUGAUGCACCCCGCACUGGGACCCCUCAAGCCCUCAGUCCGGACGCAGAGACACUCCAACCAGGACGUUGCCGGACCACAGCCGAGAGGCUGCUUCGCACGCACUACAGGCCUUGUUCCAGUUGGCCUAGGCCAGCGCUGCGCUUCGAUCUCGGUCCCGAGCGAGCAACGCCGCCCGUGCCAUCUUACGGCAGUGUGCAACACAGUCAGCCGAUUUCCCCCCGUGCAUUUAGACGCCCCGAGUCCUACAAAACGACAGUGGGAACACAAGGGAACAGAAUGUGCCGCCACCCUUUUUUGUGAAGGAAGUAACUCGUGCGUGUGUGUGUGUGUGAGACACUGCCUAGUCAAAGCCACUGGCAAGCCAGUAGGCAGCAGGCAGUUUAGCAGACUGGGAGCCAGUGGACAUUCAGUGGACCUCCGGGGUCAUGUGCGGUGAGCUAGGGCUCAGACCUGACCCGGAAAGCCCAGCUGCCUGCUCUUCGGGGGGGGGUGUCUAUGAUGUAGGCAGGCUGGCAGCCCCUGCCUGGGGUUCCUGAACAGUUCAUGACGAUCCCCCGCAGACAGCAGCUGAAGCCAGAGGAACAAAAGCACGCAGGCACUAACGGAGUUCGGAGUUUGAAGGGACUUUCUUUAAAAGAUCCAAAAAAGGACAAAGGAAGCUGGACUUCGAUCUUUGUCUUCUUUAAAUGUGGUUCUUACUGUGGUGUUUUGAAGGAUAACAAUAGACUAUUUAAAUAAAAACCUCAAAGUUCAUUAUUUAUAAGUAAAACAGUUGAUGUAUGCUAUUGAAUACAGCUAAAAACAAAUGGGAUUACUUGUAAUGAGUAUGUAAUAAGGCUCACGUUGUUCUCAAGUUUUACAUUGUACAGAACCUUUUGCAGUUUUCAGUAAAGCGAAUGAUUUGUUUAGCAGA
Lepisosteus oculatus (spotted gar) is the source of this 5529-nucleotide messenger RNA. Lineage: Eukaryota; Metazoa; Chordata; Actinopteri; Semionotiformes; Lepisosteidae. The record is from RefSeq and is a predicted model, not a curated record.